AGUCCACACCUGCUCGCAACAAUUAGUGAUAUACCAGUAUUUGCACAAUGUACUUGUGAAACAAUUAGAAAUUGAGCGUUCCGUUUGUUUCAAGAUAAUGUUUAUAAAAUUUAUUCGCUACAUGCAAAUAAUUUCCUUAUUCCCGAAAAUAUCAAUAUCUCAAUACAGAUUUCCUUUUACAAAUCCUUCUGUGGGUGUCAUACCUAAUUAUUAUAGCACGCAAAUGUAUGAUACCGGCUUUAAUUAUGAAAAUCUUGUACGUAAUUCGCAAAACAGUGAUUAUAAGCAAGAAACUAGAGUACAAGAUUAUAAUGAUUAUAAUGAUGGAAAUGAAUGUUCUUGCUCUUGCCGGAACUGCGAAGACCCAGAAAAAUGCUGUGAGCCAUUUUGUUCGAAUUGCAACACUCAAGGGAUGGCCAACAUCGUCUUAAUACCAUAUCCGUACCCUUUAAUAUUAUCUUUGAAUUCACAAUGGAAUUCUACAAUGAAAUAUGUUAAGACGAAUGAAACAAAUCCUACUUCUGAGACAACAGAAAACACUUUUGCAACUCCAAGCCAUGAAAUUAAUAAUACAAUACCACCAAUAAGUUCAAUAACUGUACCAACUUUUACUACAAUGAGUACCGUUCAAACAACAAAAACAAAUCCGACGAUUUCAGCCAAUCCGGUAACACAAACACCAUCUGAACCUUCCUUACGCGCAAUAAAUAGAUCUAACAAAUCUAAGUAUUUAUUGACAACGGCAAGACGGACCAUGCCUGUUUGGGUGCCUAAGUAUGGGAUCGUUCCAAUACCGGACAAUUUGGCUAAGAAAUUAAUGGUUAAGUUACGACAAAUGAAGGAGCUACAGAAUUUCUAAAUGAAUAGGUAAACUUUCAGUUUAGUGUUCCUAUACUUAGCGUUUUGGGUUUAUUAGUCAACCGUCAACAUCAUCAAAAUAGUUUGACUGAUUGAUGCUCAAAAUGAUCCUACCAUAUCAUUCCCCAAUAUGAUGGAAGCACCCGGUUUUAAGCGACUCUGCGAACUUUACAAUAUAAACGAAUAAUAAAAUGGAAGGUUAAGCAAAUGGUAAUUGCUAUGAGAAAAACGUAUCAUGAAAUAGAAUGGACAUCUUUUUAGCACUGUAAAACAUACUUACAACAACAGAAGGGAUCUCAAUGAGAGUCCCACGUCCAUAUCUCCUCAGCAUAGAAUGACUGAUGCAACGAAGAGUGUCAAAUUAAAUUAACAACAAUUUUACUCAAUGUUUACUAUAAUAUAUAUUUUUGGUAUACCUUAAUGUAGUAUAUUUAUUGUAUUUUCAUUCUUCUAUAUUUUAGUAAAAUAAAAAUUGUUAAAAAUU
This is a messenger RNA of Bombyx mori (domestic silkworm), 1342 nucleotides long. RefSeq lists its product as uncharacterized. Lineage: Eukaryota; Metazoa; Arthropoda; Insecta; Lepidoptera; Bombycidae. The coding region runs from base 98 to 859 and encodes 253 amino acids. The record is from RefSeq and is a predicted model, not a curated record. The transcript is spliced from 2 exons.